Molecule: messenger RNA, 1254 nt
Organism: Scatophagus argus
Lineage: Eukaryota; Metazoa; Chordata; Actinopteri; Scatophagidae
Gene: gnpda1
Product: glucosamine-6-phosphate deaminase 1
Exons: 7
Coding region: 191-1018 (275 amino acids)
Biological process (GO): carbohydrate metabolic process; N-acetylneuraminate catabolic process; D-glucosamine catabolic process
Cellular component (GO): cytoplasm
Molecular function (GO): glucosamine-6-phosphate deaminase activity; identical protein binding
Source: RefSeq, a predicted model, not a curated record
UUGGUCUGUGUUUUUAUUAGGAGUCUAAUACCGCAGUGAAAGUUUUGGCUACACUGCGCACACGUCGCGUUAUCACAGUCUCUGUUUUUGGCAGCUUGUUUAGCAAACCUGAUGCUUUUACAGUGCUCUAAUUUUUAAUGUUGCCCGAUGAUGUUGUUACCUUAAUGAGUCUAAAGUCUGACUGAGGACGAUGAAGCUGAUCAUCCUUAAUGACUACGACCAGGCAAGCGAAUGGGCUGCAAAGUACAUUAGAAACAAGAUUUUAUUGUUCAGACCUGGCCCGGACAGAUAUUUCACCCUGGGGCUCCCCACGGGAAGCACCCCCAUGGGCUGUUACAAGAAACUGAUCGAAUAUUACAAGAAUGGAGAAGUCUCAUUCCAGUAUGUAAAAACGUUCAACAUGGAUGAAUAUGUAGGGCUUCCCAGAGAUCACCCAGAGAGCUACCACUCCUUCAUGUGGAAUCACUUCUUCAAACACAUAGACAUAAAAGCAGAGAACACCCACAUUCUGGAUGGCAACGCUGCCGACCUGCAAGCAGAGUGUGAGGCCUUUGAGGAAAAGAUAACAGCUGCCGGAGGGAUCGAGCUCUUUGUCGGAGGUAUUGGACCAGAUGGCCACAUUGCCUUCAAUGAACCUGGUUCAAGCCUGGUUUCCAGAACUAGGGUGAAGACCCUGGCCAAAGACACUAUCAUGGCUAAUGCACGAUUCUUUGAUGGGGAUCUCUCAAAGGUGCCCACCAUGGCACUGACAGUGGGAGUGGGCACUGUCAUGGAUGCGAAAGAGGUCAUGAUUCUCAUCACCGGAGCACAUAAGGCAUUUGCUUUAUACAAAGCUAUUGAGGAGGGGGUGAAUCACAUGUGGACAGUUUCUGCCUUCCAGCAGCACCCACGGACUGUUUUUGUAUGUGACGAAGACGCCACCCUGGAAUUACGUGUCAAAACUGUGAAGUACUUCAAAGGGAUGAUGCACGUGCACAACAAGCUGGUGGAGACACCCUCUUGUCCAAAGCAGAAGUGAGGAGAUUUUUAAACUCUGUGGGAUCUUCAGGCCUUUUCAAGAACAUUCCAGUGAUUCCUUUAUCUUCUGAUGAGGACACGUGGGUGGACAACAGGCAGCGUUUGGUGUUAACUUCAAGUUUUCUAGUAAUAAUCAGGCGCUGGUGUUGCACAGGCUGUUUUUCAGGUUUUUCAGAUGAUUGUUCAUACAAUUCUGCAUCUCAUUUGUUCAUUUUUAAUAAAGUGCAUUUAAUUGUU